AGAAGGGGUGCGGCCACAGGACUGACAAGUGGCACACAGUCAGGUGUUGGUCCAUAGUGUGUCUGUGGGCCGCAGUGUGAGUGUGAGUUUGACAUGCAAACACCAGGCAGAGAUUUUACCCAUCAGAGUGGUCACAGCUUCUCAGUAGACAUGGUGGACACCCAGCAACUCCUAGCUUGGCCUGUUGGUUUCAGUCUGAGCACAGUGGAUCUGCCAGAGUUGGACGACAGCUCCCACUCCCUCGACAUGAAGCAUUUGUCCACGUUAGACUACGCCUCCAUUUCCUCCUCGUCCAUCCCUUCCUCUCUGUCUCCUCCGUCGCUUAUGUCCUCCAUGUCCUCCGCUGCUUUGGCCUAUGACCUCAGUCCACCGCAGAGUGAAGAGCACCUGACGAACAUGGACUACACAAACAUGCACAGCUACAGGACAGAGCCGGACACACACAAUUCAAUCAAGCUGGAACCAGAGUCACCUCCACAGUACUCUGACAGUCCUGUGUUCUCCAAGCUCCAGGACGAUACAACAUCGACAUCGCUAAACAUCGAGUGCCGUGUAUGUGGAGACAAAGCCUCAGGGUUUCACUAUGGCGUCCAUGCCUGUGAGGGCUGUAAGGGUUUCUUCAGACGCACAAUCAGGUUAAAGUUGGUGUAUGAUCACUGCGAUCUUCACUGUCGAAUUCACAAAAAGUCCCGCAACAAAUGCCAAUACUGUCGUUUCCAGAAGUGCCUCAAUGUCGGCAUGUCGCACAACGCCAUUCGUUUUGGCCGCAUGCCCCAGGCGGAGAAGGAGAAACUGCUGGCCGAGUUCUCAUCCGACAUGGAGCACAUGCACCCGGAGGCAGCAGAUCUGAGGUCUCUGGCACGGCAUCUGUACGAGGCCUAUCUGAAAAACUUCUACCUCACCAAGGCCAAGGCCAGGGCCAUCCUCUCUGGGAAGACUGGAGACAACGUGCCUUUUGUCAUCCAUGACAUGAAGUCUCUAGUGGAAGGCGAGCAGUUCAUCAACUGCAGGCAGUUACCUAUACAGGAGCAGCAGCUGCAGACCCCGACCAUUAUGGACGGACAUGGAGCCCUCCAAGUUUACCACCAACACGCCUCUCACCCAAUGACAGGGAUCUCAGCAGUUCACUCAGGUUCAGAUUGCGGUGUUUUGGGAAUGACGGGCAUCAGCGAACAGGGACCGUCGGAUGCUGUGGAGCUGCGAUUCUUCAACAGCUGCCAGUCACGCUCAGCAGAAUCAGUGAGAGAAGUGACAGAGUUUGCCAAGAGUAUCCCAGGAUUCAUUAAUCUGGAUCUCAAUGAUCAGGUAACUUUGCUGAAGUACGGCGUGAUUGAGGUCUUGAUCAUCAUGAUGGCGCCUCUGAUGAACAAAGAUGGGACCCUGAUCUCCUACGGACAGAUUUUUAUGACUCGAGAGUUCCUCAAGAGUCUCAGGAAACCUUUCUGUCAAAUGAUGGAGCCAAAGUUUGAGUUCUCUGUCAAGUUUAACGUGCUGGAGCUGGACGACAGUGACAUGGCGCUGUUUCUGGCUGUUAUCAUCCUCAGUGGAGACCGCCCAGGCCUGCUGAAUGUAAAGCCCAUCGAGCAGCUUCAGGAGACGGUGCUUCACUCGCUGGAGCUGCAGCUGAAGCUGAACCACCCAGACUCUCUGCAGCUGUUUGCCAAGCUGCUGCAGAAGAUGACGGACCUGCGUCAGUUAGUCUCCGAUCACGUCCACCUCAUGCAGCUGCUGAAGAAGACAGAGCUAGACAUGUGCUUACACCCACUGCUGCAGGAGAUCAUGAAGGACUUGUAUUAGAAUUCAACAAGGAGCAGAGGAUAAGUGCAGAAAAGUGCAAGAAAAAUGAAAAGAAAGAGAAAAUGGAGAUUUUCUUUUUGAAAUCAUGAGUUGAGGUGAAACUCUGUGUCGCUUGUGUGUUGAAAAAAAAUGGGCAGACAGACUGACUGACUGAAAUUGAGAAAGAGAUGGGGAAGAACAGGAAAAGAGAAAUCAAGGAAAGAAAUACAGAAUCUGAGUGUUAGAUCUUGUCUAGACAGCCUGCAUGUGAAUAACUUGUGGUGCACAGUCAUUUAGCCACUGCUGAGCCUGGACAUUUUAUGAGUCGGCUGCCAACUUAAAUACGAAACUACCACCUAUUGCACCAAUCAAGAAGAGCGUCUGUGACUAACUGACAGAGAAGGGACUUUCUUAUUGGCAGGCUCAAGUGUAAAAUUGUGAACGUUCAACACAGGCGGCUUCAAGUGCCUUAAGGAGAAAUGUUUUACUGUGAAUAUUUUACACCACGUCUCGCACAGUAGAGUAAGUGUUGUUCAUGUGCAGCUUAUGUAUACGUCACGUUACAACCGUCAUAGGCAGCAGCAGUGUGUACGUGCUUCAAUACCUCCGCGAACACGCACAAAUGCAUGAAUGCUCUCACACACACACACACGUGAAGCAAUGCACAGACAGUGCAUUUUCUGUUUUGGCAUCAGGGUGAAGGUGCUAUCUUCUUUUUUAAUCAGCUUAUUCCAAAAACAGAAAUCAGAUUAUUGCCGGUAACAUAUUUUAGUCUCGGACGCCUGCAGAAACUGUGAGAAAGUGUGGAGCCAACGAAAGGUUUGUCGAUAAAUAAAACUGUAAAUGUCAUACUGUGCCUUUGAGAUUCAUUGUUGAGCUUUUCUCUGUGGAAUGAAUACCGUUUCAAAAACAUCCUGUAUAUUAUACAUAUAAAGUGCAUGAUAUAUUUUCACUUGUAUUGUUGUUGCAAUUGGCUUUUCAGCCUCAGCUUUAUUUCAAAUUCUGAAAAACUGGUUCAGUAAUAAUUUUUGCUAUGAAAUUAUUUUGUAUCUAUGCACAGUGUCUACUAUGUCUGAUCCAUCAGAUAUUGUCAUUUUCAGGGAUGGGGGGUGAGCAGACAAACAGACUGGAUUGAUACUGUUGAGGGAAAAUAAGAAAUUCUUUGUAAAUAAAAUAUUUUCUAACUUUUUACUUGA
Amphiprion ocellaris (clown anemonefish) is the source of this 2972-nucleotide messenger RNA. It is a transcript of the gene pparg, whose product is annotated as peroxisome proliferator-activated receptor gamma. Lineage: Eukaryota; Metazoa; Chordata; Actinopteri; Pomacentridae. Gene Ontology annotation, biological process: regulation of lipid metabolic process; cell differentiation; positive regulation of transcription by RNA polymerase II. The record is from RefSeq and is a predicted model, not a curated record. Gene Ontology annotation, cellular component: nucleus. Gene Ontology annotation, molecular function: zinc ion binding; RNA polymerase II cis-regulatory region sequence-specific DNA binding; nuclear receptor activity. Bases 94 to 1797 code for a protein of 567 amino acids. The transcript is spliced from 9 exons.